AUGGCAGUACUAAAUGCUACUCUUUGUCAACAAAUUAUUCAGUUUAAUAUUCAAAAUAUUCAGUUUAGGCCAUUGGAUUUCUCUAGAGCUUCAGCAUCAAUUCAAAAAGAUCAUUAUUUUGAAUUGCUUGCUAACGUGGCAGUUUUCAUGCAUGCAAGGUGUCUCCUUUUUGGCAUAUUGUUUGAGUUUGUCUCGACAAAAUUUGUCUUCAAUGGGGAGAACAGCAUGAAAAGCCAACUUAAACAUGUACAGAGAAGUGGUUUUGAAGUCCUUAGAUGUAUCCAGCCGUUUUAA
This is a messenger RNA of Echinococcus granulosus, 294 nucleotides long. RefSeq lists its product as hypothetical. The transcript is spliced from 3 exons. The record is from RefSeq and is a predicted model, not a curated record. Lineage: Eukaryota; Metazoa; Platyhelminthes; Cestoda; Cyclophyllidea; Taeniidae. The coding region runs from base 1 to 294 and encodes 97 amino acids.